AUGGAAGAAGAAGAUGAAGAAGAAGAAAAUAUAGAUGGUUUGUCUGGUGAAACGAGAGCUAGUUCAUCUUCUACUGCUUCAAUAUCUGCUAAUAUUAAAUAUAUUCCUAUGCUUAAUGGAACCAAUUUUAAGGAUUGGAAAAGAAACUUACUUAUAGUUCUGGGAUGUAUGGAUUUAGACCAUGCACUAAGGAAUGAAGAACCUGCACCUCUCACUAAGAAAAGUUCCCAUGAUGAUAAAAGGGAAUUUGAGAGGUGGGAUUGUUCAAAUCGCAUGAGUCUAAUGAUUAUGAAACACGGCAUUCCAAAAGCCUUUUGGGGCACAGAAUUCGAAGGGGUUACUACGACCAAAAAUUUCAUUGAACAAAUUGAGGAACGUUUUGCUAAAAAUGAUAAGGUUGAAAUGACAACACUUCUUGGUUCUUUAAUGAACAUAAAGUAUAAAGGUCAAGAAAAUGUAAGGGAGUACAUUAUGAAAAUGCAUCAUAUUGUCUCAAGAUUAAGGACAUUUAAGAUUGAGUUUUCGGAUGAUGUACUUAUACUCAUGGUUUCGUUAACGCUUCCUCCAUAG
Molecule: messenger RNA, 570 nt
Organism: Cannabis sativa
Lineage: Eukaryota; Viridiplantae; Streptophyta; Magnoliopsida; Rosales; Cannabaceae
Exons: 2
Coding region: 1-570 (189 amino acids)
Source: RefSeq, a predicted model, not a curated record